AUCAUUCUGUGAACUUGUGUUCUGUGUUUCAUGUCAGCGGCUGUUAUGCAGGUUCCUGAAGGCCGAGCCGAAGACAGAUUUGAGACUCAUUUCACCACUAACUAUCUAGGCCACUUUCUGCUGACCUGCCUUCUGCUGGACAGCCUGGUGCAUUCUGGGAAGGAUGGCUCGUGCUCCAGGGUCGUCAGCAUCUCGUCCUCAGCACACUACGCCGCUGACGCCCGUCUGCAGGAUCUUCUCAGCAUACUCCAGCUGAAGGUUUCUCCGGAUCUGGAAGGAGGUGGAGGAUGUUGUGUGUGUGCAGGUCAGCGGUCCGGUCCUCAGCAGCGUCUCACGAUGAAGAUCUUCAGGCUGGACUCUGGAGAAACACCUGCGAGCUGCUGGGCCUCCAGGACUCACUCGUUGUUUAACAGAGUUCCUCGAGUUAGUCGUAAACUGGACUAACAUCAGCGGACCCGAAGGCGGACGUCGAUCGGAUGCAGCGCAAAUAAACGAUGGACAAUCUCAUACCGGAGAACUGUGACCGACGGAGGGAAUCUAUGAAGAGUCGUGUAGCUCCUGUCCUAUUAUUUAUGGUUCUUCUGAAGGGCUUGGCGCUGAUGAAGGAUCACUGAGAACAUCCUUCUCACACUGUGAUGUGACCUUCCAGACGGUUUAAAAAGCAGAUCCUUUCCUCCGAAAUCUCCCGCAGGUUUGCUCAGUUCUGGUCUGUAAGUGCUGCUGAAGUUUACUCUCUUCACACAAACCUCUGCUGCGUUUGCUUGAGCUCCCGCUCUGCAUUAUUAACCAAUAACACACACUCAUUUUACCUUCUUCAACAUGACGGACUCAUAUCCUUAUAAACAAGCUCUUAUUGUGAAUGAUUCCUCAGUGCACGUUAUUUCCAGGAAAUAAUGUCUGUCUUUGUAACUGUCCAUCAAAAGGUAGUAACUGCAUCUCCAGCUAACAGAGAACGUUCCCAUAACGUUCUUUAAAGGUUAUGUAAAUGUCAGGACAGACAUUCUUAAAAUAAUGUUUAUGGAACGUCCUGAUAAUGUUUUUAAUAUAUGUUCUCAUAAUGUUUAAGGAAGUUCUCAGAACUUCAUGUUCAAUAACAUUCAUCAGUAACAAGAACCGAAGGUUUUCAUAACGGUUUCAAAAUGAUCAAAUGGAACGUUCCUCUAACGUUUGCA
Sinocyclocheilus grahami is the source of this 1172-nucleotide messenger RNA. Its product is annotated as dehydrogenase/reductase SDR family member on chromosome X-like. The transcript is spliced from 2 exons. The record is from RefSeq and is a predicted model, not a curated record. Lineage: Eukaryota; Metazoa; Chordata; Actinopteri; Cypriniformes; Cyprinidae. The coding region runs from base 31 to 444 and encodes 137 amino acids.